Molecule: messenger RNA, 2810 nt
Organism: Beta vulgaris subsp. vulgaris (sugar beet)
Lineage: Eukaryota; Viridiplantae; Streptophyta; Magnoliopsida; Caryophyllales; Amaranthaceae
Product: serine/threonine-protein kinase BLUS1
Exons: 20
Coding region: 398-2467 (689 amino acids)
Biological process (GO): protein phosphorylation
Molecular function (GO): protein kinase activity; ATP binding; protein serine/threonine kinase activator activity
Source: RefSeq, a predicted model, not a curated record
CGCAUAAUACACCCGGGGUAUUUAUUGUAUAAAAAUUGCAAACAGGCUGCACAAGCAGGAGGCUAAUAUUCCGGUGGGCUCGCAUCACUCAGGCGACCUAAAGCCCCAACCUUUCACUCUCCAUUUCCUUGAUUCUGUUCCCCCAAUUUUCAGAUCUUAUCCUUCUUCAGCGCCGAUUAUUCAUCUUAAUCCUCGAUACUUUACCAAUAUUCCGGUGGUCUCGAAGUAACAUAGUCGUAUAUACCAGUCAAUUAUUUGGUGAGCAAUGCCUUGCACAAGCUCUUAGAGUUGCGCGAAAAAAUGCUUCAAGAUUUUAGUCCGAUUUUCCUGCUCAUGUUCAUUUUUAUGCUGUCUGGGAGUGAAAAGCAUACAAGCAUGGCAUUAUAAGAAAGGACUAAUGGAGGUGCUGGAGAAAAAAUACCCCGUUGAUGCAAAGGACUACAAGUUGUAUGAGGAAGUUGGGGAAGGUGUGAGUGCUACUGUGUACAGGGCUCUGUGUAUUCCAUUAAAUGAGGUAGUUGCAAUCAAAGUUCUUGAUCUUGAGAGGUGCAAUAAUGAUCUGGAUGGAAUUCGUCGUGAGGUGCAUACAAUGAGUUUGAUUGAUCAUUCACAUGUGUUGCGUGCUCUUUGCUCUUUUACUGCAGGCCACAGCCUUUGGGUUGUGAUGCCUUAUAUGGCUGGAGGAUCGUGUCUUCACAUCAUGAAGUCCACCUAUCCAGAAGGCUUUGAGGAGCCUAUUAUUGCUACAUUACUUCGUGAAACUCUUAAAGCACUUGUUUAUCUUCAUGCUCAUGGCCAUAUCCAUAGAGAUGUGAAGGCUGGAAAUAUUUUACUUGACUCCAAUGGCACAGUGAAGCUGGCAGAUUUUGGGGUGUCAGCUUGUAUGUUUGACAAUGGUGAUAGGCAAAGGUCUAGAAAUACCUUUGUUGGCACUCCAUGCUGGAUGGCCCCUGAAGUUAUGCAACAGCUGCAUGGAUAUGAUUUUAAAGCUGAUAUAUGGUCUUUUGGGAUAACAGCUCUUGAACUUGCUCAUGGUCAUGCUCCUUUUUCUAAGUACCCUCCAAUGAAGGUUCUGUUGAUGACUUUGCAAAAUGCACCACCAGGUCUUGAUUAUGAAAGAGAUAAGCGAUUCUCAAAGUCUUUUAAAGAGAUGGUGGCUGCAUGCUUGGUGAAGGAUCCAAAGAAACGUCCCACUUCCGAGAAACUUUUUAAGCAUCCCUUUUUCAAACAUGCAAAAUCAUAUGAGUUUUUAGCUCGUACUAUACUUGAUGGCCUGCCUCCACUUGGUGAACGCUUUAGGAUGCUCAAGGCAAAAGAAGCAGAUCUUCUUGUCCAGAAUAAAGCAUUGUAUGGGGACAAGGAGCAGUUGUCCCAGCAAGAAUACAUUCGAGGCAUCAGUGCCUGGAACUUUAACUUGGAAGAUUUGAAGAGUCAGGCAGCCCUUAUUCAAGAUGACGAUAAUAGUACAAUUGCUGAAAACCCUGAUUUGGGGCUGAAACGAAAGGACAAAAUCGAUGAUCAUUCUUUUCCUACAGAUAAACCAUCUUCUGAAGGGACGAAUCUUUCCAACACUUCAGAUAGUCAUGACGAUGGGUUUGAUGAUCUUGAAAGCUUGGAGGGUUCACUGGCCUCAUUUCCUAUUCAACCUCUGCAGGCACUCAAAGGCUAUUUUGAUAUUGGUGAAGAUGACAUGAAGACUAAUGGUUCUAAAAAUGAGUCUCUGACAUGUGCUGAAAUACAAUUGCACAAAAGUGAAAAUGAGCAAUCAGGAAGAACUGAUGGUGACAACUUGAUGCGGAGUAGCUCUUUGCCACAAUUUGUUAUUACUGGGCAGAAAAAGGUUCUUAGUGGUCCUCUCCUAUAUGAUAAUGUGAGCUCGUCAAGGAAGCAAAUUGGUGACGGGGACAGAGACAGCUUUCAUCCAAGGCAUCCUGCUGAUAGAAAUUACAGCGGUCCGAUUUCAUAUCGUCAAAGGAGAGAUACAAUUAACAAUACGUCAGUGGAGGAUUCUUCUGAAGGGUCUCUUUUUCAGCGGAAAGGUCGUUUUCAAGUUACAUCAGCUGAUGUCAGUACAAAGGACUCAACUUGCCUAAGUUCUGUUCUUGGAUGCACAGCUGGGCUCAUGCCAUCGCACCUUUCUGCAAGUGCAGUCCUUCCAGCCUUGCAGUACAUUUUGCAGCAAAACAAUCUGCAAAAGGAUGAAAUUAUUAAAUUGAUAAAGCAUUUGGAGCUAGGCAAUCUCUGUGAGUCAGCUGAUGCAACUAGUAAUGGCAUUUCGCAGACUUUGCCGGUAUCUGCUAGGGAGGGCGAACUUUUGGCUCAGGUUGUGCAAUUGCAACAGAGAAUUGGGAGCUUGGUAGACGAGUUGCAAAGACAAAAGCUAAAAAAUGCUCAGGUGAGUGGGAUUCUUGAUAAUCAUAUUCAAGCAGCUGGAAAGGCAAUUGAAUGCUUUUGCCGAGGGAGCUGAAAAGGCAAAAGAUUGAUCAUCAACAGUCUUAAGGGCCCUUGUGAGAAUGGUGGUGGCGUGGAUGAAUAUAAUUCUCUGUUAUCGAGUGCCCUUAUGAAGAUGGUCGUGGUGUGGAUGAAUGUAUUGCCUGUUAUCAGCUCUACCAAUGACCCUAUGACGGGGAUGGUGGCAGCAGGGACAAUGCAUUAGAUGACGAGUUUCUCUAUAUUGGGGAAAGACCUUUAUAGCUUCCACGGUGUACGCUGCAAUUUUAGUUGCAUCGUAAUUUUGUUGUAUUAUAUGUGGGAAACAUAGAAAUUUUUGCGAUUUAAUUAUUUUUUCUUAUAAUAUAAGUCUUCUGUCU